AAAUGACAAACGUUCACUUUGUCACUUGAGAGUUGAGAGAAAAUGUUUUUAGUCUGCUAUCAUUAAAUUUGUAUAUUAAUGCAAAUUUUUAGAGUAUACAUACCUUUUCAAAAUAUUUGGUAAAGUCAUACGUAGUUCUUUGUUCUAAUACAAUAAGGCGUCGUUUUUUGAAAAACACUGUAGGGACUGGAAUCUUGAAAAACAAUGGAUUCCUGUAUUGGGGUUGAGCAGGAUUUAGACAAAGCAAUUACAAAAUUUACAAAUUUAAAUGAACAUACCGAUGAAGUAUUGCAAGAUAUUAUUAACAAAGUAGAGGAGCUGCGGCGGGAAAUAGCCCAACAACCACCAAAUACACCAUUAACACCUGAACAAGCCCAGGUCGUGAGCGAAUUAGCCUCUACCAUCAAACAGAAUGCAUUUCAAUUGUCAACAGAUCACAGAGAACUCCAUGCUACAGUGUCAAGAGUGGGCAAGUCUAUAGAUAGGCAUUUCGUGGCCGAUUAUGCAGCAGUUGCUCCAAAGGCGGAAAUGUUCUGUUCUGAUGAAAAUCGACCUAUUAUGGAACAAGCCAUUGCACAACAUUUGUACAGACAGGGCCUAGAGGACGUCGGUGAUACGUUUGUAGCCGAAGCCGAAAUCAGUGGCGUUGAGCGAACCUGUACGUUUGCGUCGGUACAGCGUUGUGCGACUGCAUUGGCCGAGGGCGACCCCACUCCUGCCCUGCAGUGGGCUGAGCAGCACAUGCAGGAACUACAGCAUUCACCGCUGCCGUUCACUUUGCACAGGAUGUACGCUUUGAAGCUGGCGCGCGAGGUGGGCGUGGGUGCGGCCAUAGAGUACGCGCGCAGCACGUUCCCGCGACACGCGGCGCGGCACGAGCGCGCGCUGCAGGCGGCCGUGUGCGCGCUGGCGUGGUGCGCGCGCCCGCCCGCCGCCGCGCCGCCCGCGCCGCCGCCCGCCUACCGCCGCCUGCUGCAGCCGCGCGCGCUGGGGGCCGAGGCGGCCGAGCUGUUCGUGGCGGAGGCGUGCGCCGCGCUGCGCCUGGCCCCGCUGUCGGCGCUGGCGGGCGCGGCGCGGGCGGGCGCGCGCGUGCUCCCCGCGCUGCACGACAUCCGCUCCAAGAUGUCGCACCCGCACGUCAUCGCGGCCUGGGCGGAGGACGAGCUGCCCUUCGAGGUGGACCUCGGUGACGAAGGCGGCGGCUACCACUCGGUGUUCGCUUGCCCGAUCCUCCGCCAGCAGGCUUCCGACCAGAACCCGCCGAUGCGCCUCCUCUGCGGUCACGUCAUAUCGCGAGACGCUCUCAACAAACUCGCUACGGCAGCCAAAUUGAAGUGUCCAUACUGUCCCAUGGAACAAUCACCCGCAGAAGCGAGGCAGAUAUUUUUCUCGUAGUUGGACAAUUUUACGGUUGAUAAAUUUAAACCGUCUCAGUUCUACAAAAUGUUCACGUGAAAAAUAAACGACCUGUGUUUUUUUUUUUUGAUAGAGUAGAGAAUGUCGUAAUGCCCGCUCGUCUAGAUAAAUUGUAAUUUUACAAUAAUAUUAAAAAUAUUGGUGUAAAAAAUAUAUAUUUGAUGUGUAAUCUUGAGGCUUUGACCGCACGCCUCAAGGUGGGUGUCGACGUUCAUGUUGUCCACGGGCUCCCUCGUGACCGCGCAACGGUAGACCACAUCUACCGUUGCGCGGUCUACAAUUGAAACUUAGACGUUAGUACUAGACAUGUAAUAUGAUAUACCUCUUAUUGAGAUUUUGUUUAUAAUAAAAUCUCAUGCGCCAACUGAAUCCUGAGCUUUAUGUAAUUGCGAAAGUGUCUUUGGAAAUAAGUUCUAAAUAAUAAAACAGGUGUAUGGUUACAGCAGCUCAGGUCACACUGUAAAAAAAAUGAUGGAUUGCAGUAGCGUUUUUGCAAAUAAAUUUUUAUUCUCGAAAUUAGGCAGCAAAUCAUUGUGACUAUUGUACAAAAGGAAUAAAAAGUAAAAAGCUUAAAGACUAAAACGUCUCAGAAACCAUCAAUUGUAAUGGCGUUUAUUUAUGUUUACAUCGUUUGUGACCAAUGGGCAUUGAUAAAAAAAAAGUCAGUGUAUGUAGUUGUUUUGUAAUGAUUGGUAGAAAAGGUCGUCGCUUUUCAAGGUGCUGACAUCAUCAGUCGCCAUUGCCUCAAAAAUCUUAGCCUGGGAAAUGGUACUCAUACUUCUAUCAAUGUCUCCUGUUCAUUUAAUAAAUCAUCUAUUAUUUUUUUAUCGCAAUAAGUGACAAGAUUGGUGUGCUUGGUGAGAGUUUUUUAACGUUCUCGAUAGCGUAAAAGUUAACUUAAAUUUGUAUGCAGUUUGAACAGCGGCAAACGUUUCGACUUAUGGAGUCAAGUUUUACGUUAUCGAAAACGUUAAAAAACUCGCACCAAGCACACAGUAGGUACAAUAGGCGCGCGAGUUCAUGUACAUCCUGAGGAAUGCCGUUGUGCUGUGACCUAGUUAAUUAUGGUAAUGUUAAUAAUUACCGAUUUAGUCAACAGCUGUCAAUUUGGUUUAAUGUAACUUAAGAUAAUUUUACCAAUUAUGAAAUAAAAUAAAUGUGAUAAGUAAUUACUUAUUUAUUUCUAAUAGAGAAAAAUAUUUUUUAAAUUCCAAUUCAAUCACUAUCAAAUGAAAAGACAACCGACAGAUCAGAGUCGGAAUCAGUAUGUAUCUUUUUUCAGUAGGUUUUUUUUACCUGAACUUGAUGGAAGCGGAGUAGUCAUGGUUAAAUAACACAAUAGCGUUAGCGCAAAUUUUCGACAUCGAUAAGCGCGCGUCACAACCACCAAGGACAACACUCAGCGUCAGGUAAAUGCGGGGAGGUGGGCGAAGGUGGGGCGAACUGUCCCUCGCGCCUCGCCUCUGGCUCCGAUGGACAUGAACUCGCGCGCAUACUGUAGGUAGUAUGUUGUAACUCUGGUACUGAACUCAGUCAGUUCACAAACGGAACUAAAUUGAAGUGCCGAUUUAAGUUUAGUUAAGCUACUAAACAUGUAAUACAUCGACAAUGCAAUGAAUCGCUUUUGGAGGCUUCGAUUAGGUUAUGACGAAUUUAAUUAAAUGCCUGUCUGAAAUUAUGACGAAAAGUGUUUUCUUUACGUAUUUUUUUCUGAUCUUAGAUUUGUAAGGUACAGAAAUCAUUGAUACGAUAGAUUAACCUUAGAUGUACAUAGAGCGAAGUUAAUGUAACUUUAAUUUGUAACGGUGGUACAUUUUGUAAAAAUAAAUUAUUAAACUGA
Molecule: messenger RNA, 3256 nt
Organism: Bombyx mori (domestic silkworm)
Lineage: Eukaryota; Metazoa; Arthropoda; Insecta; Lepidoptera; Bombycidae
Gene: Sou
Product: E3 ubiquitin-protein transferase RMND5B
Exons: 6
Coding region: 205-1395 (396 amino acids)
Biological process (GO): proteasome-mediated ubiquitin-dependent protein catabolic process
Cellular component (GO): cytoplasm; nucleus; GID complex
Molecular function (GO): ubiquitin protein ligase activity; protein binding
Source: RefSeq, a predicted model, not a curated record